UCCUACAGACCACCCAAAGCCCUAUAAAUAAUCCAAGGACUGUAUUUUUCCUCCAGAUUUCUCUUCAGACCUCAAAGGAAAAAUAUCAGGCAGAGGAAGGGAGAGAGGGAGAAGGGAAAGUGAGGAGGGGAAAGAGAGACAGAGAGAAAGGAAAGAUGGCUAGUGAAUUCAAGAAGAAAAUUUUCUGGAGGGCAGUGGUGGCUGAGUUCCUUGCCAUGAGCCUUUUUAUUUUUAUCAGUAUUGGCUCAGCUCUGGGAUUUAGCUUCCCAGUGGUGGGCAACAAAACAUCCACAAGGUCUCAGGACAACGUGAAGGUUUCUCUGGCUUUUGGGUUAUCCAUCGCUACCAUGGCACAGAGCGUGGGCCACAUCAGUGGUGCCCACCUGAACCCAGCUGUCACCCUGGGCCUCCUGCUGAGCUGCCAGAUCAGCAUCUUGAAGGCACUCAUGUACAUCAUUGCCCAGUGCCUGGGGGCAGUGGUGGCCACGGCUAUUCUGUCAGGAGUCACCUCCUCUCUCCCAGACAACCUCCUGGGGCUCAACGCGCUUUCAGAGGGGAUCAAUGCGGGCCAAGGACUAGGCAUCGAAAUCAUUGCAACCUUCCAGCUGGUGUUGUGUGUCCUUGCCACCACAGACCGGAGAAGAAAUGAUGUCUCGGGAUCAGCACCUUUGGCCAUUGGUCUCUCUGUUGCCUUGGGACAUCUUCUUGCUAUCGAUUACACCGGUUGUGGAAUUAACCCAGCCAGAUCUUUUGGCUCUGCACUGAUUGCCAACAACUUUGAAAACCACUGGAUCUUCUGGGUUGGCCCAAUCAUUGGAGGAGCAAGUGCUGCCCUGAUUUACGACUUCAUCCUGGCUCCCAGGAGCAGUGACCUGACUGACCGCAUGAAGGUGUGGACCAGUGGCCAAGUAGAAGAGUAUGAUCUGGAAGGAGAUGACAUGAACUCCCGGGUUGAAAUGAAGCCAAAAUAAAGAAAGAGAAGGAAAAGGGGGGGGAAAAAAAAAGGCAAAAAAAAGCAAAAAAAAAGCACAUUGGUUUCUGAAGAUUUUAUCAGUGUUAUAGACUCUUUGUAAACCAGCAAGUACUUUGUUUUUAAUUCAAUAGGGUUUUCCAUGUUUUUUGCCCCCAACCUUAAUAGCAUUUUUAUACCUGGGUGUUUUUUUAAAUUAUAAAGUUUUCAGGCCAAGAAGUUGUUAGAACCUCUUGCUUGAGCUAAAAGAACUGGGCUGGAAUUGAACCCCUCCCUUGCCACCACCAAAUUUUUCUGAUGUUUUUAAAGUUGCUGGUUCUCCCAGCACAUCACUCAAUGAUGAUAAGUGGUUCAGAUGAGCAGUCUGUUUGCUGAAAGAAUAGAUACUGAAGAAAGAGCACCAUCUGCACCAAUAAUGGGGCACUUAUACCAGCAAAACUAUUUAUAUUAAUAUGCAAGGGUUGUAUCUAAUGCCAACAGUGCAUGUGGAAACCAUCCAUCUCAAAUCGUUCCCCAAAAGCAUCUUUCAAAAGCAAAGGCCACUAAAAAGUACUUCUAACAUAGAAUUAACCGUAAUUUCCCAAAUGAUUUAUAAUCUCUGAGAAAGAGAUCCAGAAAAGUUUGGCGGGACAAGAAUCUCCAAAGUACCAGAAACCAUUUAGAUGUUCUAGUGUUCCAUUCUCCCUGAACCUUCUUCCGGCUCAUUGUGAGGGAAGAGAGUAUAUGAGAAAAUGUAUCAAUCUCAUAAUUCCUGGGAAGUAACACCUAGAAGUCAAUUGAAGAGCAGUAAAAAAGCAACAGCAAAAAGAACAACAUGGUGCCAAUAUGUCAACAGGAUCUGAUUGUUCCUGUGGCUGCUCAGCUUUUGUUCAUCUUAUGUAAUCUAACUGUAUGUUUUAAAAUAAACCAGGAAAAAUAAAAAAGGCCCCUUUCUUCCUGACCCCAUUCUAGUAGCCAGUGCUGUGACAUUCAGGGACAAUGAAUAGAUACACACACAGAAUAUUUUCUAUUGAGGGACAAAUACAUAGCUGUGUGUAAGUCCAUUUUGGGGGUUGUUGCUUUGUUUAUAUAUAUAUAUAUAUAAAUGUUUAUAUAUAUGUUUUAUACAGAAAGCCUAGUAUACUGUUUUGUAAGAAAAUAAGGACAUAAGACAAGUGGAAAGAGUUGCAGCAGUGCUUAGCAAAAUAAAUGACACUGGAAAUGUGAAGAAAAUUGACACUCUAAGUGAUGUGGAAGACUAUUUUCUGUUUUCAUUUUUGUGUGUGUGCUACUUAUAAUUUCCUGAGUAACCCAAAGCAUUAGCUGGUCUUACCUACUAACUAUAGAAUAUAGUAAAAGCAGAUACAUGCUGAUAUACUUGUUCUGCACUAAACAGUUUUACAUAAGAAAUGAGGCCCAGAGGAAACUACAUUAAAAGUUGCACACUUUAUUAUUCAGACAAACACCCCAGAGGUAACAUGAUGUCUCCUCUCAGAGAGACAGUGUGAACAUGGGAAUUGAAAGAGGUUUGACAUGAGAAUCCAUACAGGUUGGAUUACUUCAUCAAGUUGAGCAGGUGUACAAUGAAAAAAACCCCACAAAAAUAAGAAGAAAAAUCACCAGCAAAAUAAAACAGAAUACACUUGAUCUUUCUUGUCUAGAUUUGGUGUGCUAUCCUGUGUAUUGUCUAUGUACAUACAGCAUGACUAGAUUUUGGGGUGGUUUAAAAAUAAACAAAAUCAGUUGUGCUAACA
Apus apus (common swift) is the source of this 2703-nucleotide messenger RNA. RefSeq names its product aquaporin 1 (Colton blood group) (gene AQP1). NCBI's taxonomy places the organism in Eukaryota, Metazoa, Chordata, Aves, Apodiformes, Apodidae. Gene Ontology annotation, biological process: carbon dioxide transmembrane transport; renal water transport; hyperosmotic response. Gene Ontology annotation, cellular component: membrane. The record is from RefSeq and is a predicted model, not a curated record. Bases 156 to 971 code for a protein of 271 amino acids. The transcript has 4 exons. Gene Ontology annotation, molecular function: carbon dioxide transmembrane transporter activity; ammonium channel activity; glycerol transmembrane transporter activity.